AUGAAAUCAACUUUUACAAGGUCAGCUCAAAGAAGUCUAGAGGAGCAACCAGUGAGUUCUUAAUUCAAAGCAUCCUCUCAGCUACAUGCUGCUCUCCUUAGUGAGUAUAAACGCCCUGAAAAUUCGUCUAUGCCCAAAGUCACACUCACAUCCACAGGCAAAGAAGCUGUCAGAUAAGCAAGACUCGAAAAAGAAAUUUAAAAGUUUGAAUAUACUUUGUAAUCUGAAGUUGCUUCAUUACCUAAACAUCCUGCACCUAUAUACAGAGAAUAAACUAAAUUGCUUAUUGAAAGACAAAAGGAUAGCAGAAGAGAUAAACACCUGAAGUUUUGCGAUGAAUUUGAAAAGUGGGUCAAUCGUCUUAAUAAAAAUUUAGAAGAGGCAUAUAAAGAUAUUAAAAGAGAUAUUACAGAUUUCUUUUCUGAAUCAGAUCAAUAGAUUACUAAUUAUUAUUAAACACUUACUGAUGAGGCCUUGCUCAAAAGGGAAAUUGACUUUGUGGAAAGUAUCCAUUCAACUGUCAAUGCACAUAGAGAAAAAAGAGAAACCAAAGUCAAUGCACUUGAUAAAAGAUUAGAAGAUUUAGAGAAAGAGAGAUUUAGAUCCUUAGAACUAUUCUGUAACAGAUUCUAAGAAGGUCUAAUUGAUGUGGCAUUUCAAUUAGAACCUGAAAUAACUGCGCAUGUGGAUACUUUCAGAGAAGAGUUUCGAAAGGUUGUGGCAGAGAAGAGAGCAGAGAAUUAAGUCUAUGUUCAAGAGGUCAAUAGACAACAUCAAGAGACAUUCAAAUUGUAUGACGAGACACAAAUUUAGAAAGAAUAACGGUGGAGAGAUUUAAAACAUUAGCAUUACAUCGAAGAGUUUAAUGUUGAUAUAUAGAAAUUAGAAUAUGUCUAUCCCGAUGAAAGAACAUAGUUGUAUGAUAAAUUUAGGAAAACAUAAAAGGAUAUAUUUAGAGAAAGAAAAUAACUACUAGAGAAGCUAAAUUCUAUUGAAUUGGCUGCUUUGACAAAGUCAAUAGUUGAAAAGUGGAUAGAUGAAACUAAAUCAUACAAUGAAUUAGCAUCAUAAACAAUAGAUGUUUGUUGUAAUAAUUUACUAGAAGAGACUAAAAAGACACAUGCUCAUUGUAUGUAAAGAUUUGAAUUAAUCAAAACAUAAUUAUUGUAUGCUAGGGCUAAAUCAGAAGAAGAAUUAAAUCAAUUAUUAGAUGAAUAAUUCUUACCAUAAGUCAAUUGUUUAAAUCAAUCUGCUAGAGAUUUGAUGAAAUAAGCAAUUAAUUACUAUGAGAGAAUUGAUUAAUAAUAAACUGAUAUAAUAACGAAUUUUGGUUAAUUCUUCAUGAAAAUAGCAUAGAAGAAUGAUGAAUACAAAACUGAAAUGCAGUUAUUAAUGCAUAAUUACGAAAUCCAGAAAGCAUAAGCAGCAGAUAAAAAUGAUGAAGUCUUAGAGGAACUUACAAAAAAGUUAAAAGAAGAUAAGUAGAAAUUAACUGAAGCAUUACAUCACCCUCGUUUGGAAGAAUGCUUAGCCUAAUGCUACAAGGAUUUGGAUUUAUUUGGAGAAGAAUAUGAGAGAUUUCAUUAAGAUAAUUUGGCGAUUGCCAAUCAACAUCCAAACAUAAUAAGAAAUAAACAUUAGUUGUUUGAAAAAUCAGUGUUAAGCAUCUUUGAACUAGUUGAUCCACAAAAGGAAUAAUUCUUAUAAGAGAAAUACAGAAGGAUAGCCGAAAUCAAAAUAAAAUACUUAAUUGCAAAGGAAGAAUACAAUAAAAAAAUAGAAGAAGAGAAGUUAAUCGAAGAAGCCAAAAAUAAAAAAGGAGGAAAGCCUCCUGCCACAAAGCCUAAAGACCCAAAAAAAUUUUAAUAAGAAUUAGAAGAUAGAAUGAAGUAAUUACUAAAGGAAUAACCACCCUAAGAGGUAGCGAAAUAUCAAAGUCCACUUGAUUAGUAAUUUGUGUAAUUUAGAUCUACUAAUGAAAUUGCAGAACGUAUGUACAUUCCACCUGAUGAAAUGGAACAAGUAGUAGCUAAAGAAAAAUCAGAAACUGAUGAAAUUGAAUCAUAUUUAUAAUAGCAGAAUGCCCCAAAAGAUCCUAAAGCAAAACCUGCAGCUCCUCCUCCUAUUGAGUUACCUAAUUAUGCUCCAGAGGAAGAUGUUCCUAAAAAAUCAGUGGAUUUUGCUGAACCACCUCCUAUUAAUGUGUUGAAUUAGGCUGUUUUAGAGAAGGAUGCAAUAAUAACAAUUGAAUAUUUGUCAUCAUUAUUGAAUCAAACAAAAUAGAAAUUGUUUGAUUAUAUAACAAGUUGUCUUAACUUCUAAAAUCAACAAGCUAAUGUAAGUGAUCAUGAAUUUAUCAAAUAAUCAGAAAAACAGAGGAAUGAAAGGUAGGCUUAAAUAGAUCCUUAAAAACAAGAAAUCAAAAAUACUAUCUAUGUUUUAAGAAGCCAAUAAAUUACUAUGCAUAAAAAAAGAUAUGAACGAUAUGCAAAGUAAUUAGUAGAAAGGAUUGAUGAUCAAACAGAAUAGAUUAAUUUCUUAUUAGAAGGUGGAUUAUUAGAUAUGAAAGAUUACAUUCAAGAAUAGUAAACACUCAAAAACAAUCUACAAACAGCAACUACUUUAGCCAAAUUACAAGGAAUUUAAAAUACUGUUAAAGAGAACUAUUUCAAGUUUGGAGAAAAAAUUAAUGAUUUGGAAUAAAAAUUAAGUUAUUUGGCAAAUUAAGAAUUGGACGUCUUGUUGCAAAAAAACAAAGAUUUUAUGAGAGAUUGCAAACCAAAUGAAUAUUUUAAAGAAGAAUUAGAAUGGUAUCAAUAAAUGAUGGAUGAACAUAAUGCUACAAUAGUUAAGCAUAAGGAGAAGAGAACAUAAAGAUUAGAAGAAAUUAAGAAAGUGUUGACGGCAAAAAGAUAAGAAUAACUGGAUAAAUUUGAAUAAGAAUACAUAAUAGCUGUUGAAGAUUUAGCAGCAAAGGAUGGAACUGGAAAGAAGUAUGGAAGACCUAAAAGAAUAGCAUAAGAAAAAUUAAGAACAGAGAUGACUAAAUGUGAAAAAGCAUAAGAAUGCAUUAAUUUUAAAAUAUAAGAAUUGAAGGACCAUUAUGAUUUAUUCAAAAAAAAAUAAGGUGAUUAUUUUGCUAAUCUUGAACCCUCAUUUUCUAUUAAAGUAAGAAAAAUAUUGAGUGGAACAUUGGUUUGUAUCAAAAGAUAUGCAGCUCAUAUUGAAGCACUUAAACCAGAUAAUAAAGUCGUAGAUAUGCCAAGAACAACUUGGAAGGAAAAUAAGUUUGAUACUAUUUUAGAGAAUGAAGAAUAAUAAGACGGAUAAAAAGAUGAUCGAAAAUGA
Messenger RNA from Paramecium tetraurelia, 3348 nucleotides. RefSeq lists its product as uncharacterized. The record is from RefSeq and is a predicted model, not a curated record. The transcript is spliced from 6 exons. NCBI's taxonomy places the organism in Eukaryota, Ciliophora, Oligohymenophorea, Peniculida, Parameciidae.